AUGACCGAGAUUACGAUGUCUUCCACCCAGAUUGCCGUCACUGACCGACCGGAGUAUCCAAUCGGCGUUCCCUGCAAAUUCUCGCCAGACGGUGUCGCUCAGCGGUACCCUGGAAAUACGACCAUUUGCCACAUUUCUCCAAGUUCUUCUCUGCAGACCGGUCUACGCAAUGUAUACACCGCUCUUAGCUCCCACCCAACGCUUGGAAGUGUCAUCCGGCUUGUGCCUCCAGAGUCUUGGCACAUGACUGUUCUGGAUGGUGUUCGUGAAUCAGAGUGCCAGCCUGGAAUGUGGCCUGAUGGCAUGGAGAAGAAGCGCCUCGUGGAGUACACGGAGGACUUCACGAAAAGCCUGCGAGAGCUCGGGCGGGAGCUCAGCAAGGAAAGUCUAGCACCGCCGUUUCGCAUGCGAGUGCGGGGGUUUGAUGCCGGGAUUGUUGGAUCGGGUCUUGAGGUCGAAGGAGCAACUGCCGAGGAGGAGCAGCGAAUGCACAGGUUGAGAGACAGGCUUGCCGACGCCGUUGGCUUCCGGGCGCCAAACCACGAGACAUACCAGUUUCAUGUUACCAUUGCUUAUUUGAUGAGGCACGUUGAUGGUGUAGACCGGGUGGAAUUCAAUCGGACGCUUACGGAGCAUCUAGCGUCGGUGAGGAUCGAGUUCGAGCUUGGUGCAGUGGAAUUUUGUACCUUUGAGGAUAUGUGUGCAUACUCCAGAGUUUUCUAUCUUGGGACGCAGGAUGACCAUUGA
Molecule: messenger RNA, 747 nt
Organism: Penicillium samsonianum
Lineage: Eukaryota; Fungi; Ascomycota; Eurotiomycetes; Eurotiales; Aspergillaceae
Product: RNA ligase/cyclic nucleotide phosphodiesterase
Exons: 1
Coding region: 1-747 (248 amino acids)
Source: RefSeq, a predicted model, not a curated record